Molecule: messenger RNA, 1024 nt
Organism: Belonocnema kinseyi
Lineage: Eukaryota; Metazoa; Arthropoda; Insecta; Hymenoptera; Cynipidae
Product: venom acid phosphatase Acph-1-like
Exons: 5
Coding region: 128-988 (286 amino acids)
Biological process (GO): dephosphorylation
Molecular function (GO): phosphatase activity
Source: RefSeq, a predicted model, not a curated record
UAGACAUGGAGAUCGUACACCAGAUGUUGUAUAUCCCAAGUUUCCUUAUACAAGCAAAGAUUAUCUUCCACCAGGAGUGGGAGGAUUGACAAAUGAUGGGAAAGCCAGAGCCUUUGAACUUGGGCAAAUGUUACGAAAAAGAUACGGCCAUUUUUUGGGAUCCACUUACAUACCAGAUGAUGUUUAUGCGCGCAGUACAGAUUAUGAUAGAACGAAAAUGACGUUACAACUUGUACUUGCUGGAUUGUAUCCUCCAAAUGCUCUUCAACAAUGGAAAUAUGACCUAAACUGGCAACCAAUUCCUGCACACUAUGUUCCCGAACCGCAAGAUGAGUUAUUCCAAAGAAUAUACAUAUGUGAUUCACAUAUUAAGGAACAGGAGAGAGUAAAGAAGAUGCCACAUAUUACUCAAAGUCUGGCCAGAUUCGACGUAAUUAAGAAAGAAAUGACAUAUUUGACCGGGUGGAAUAUGACUGACAUAUUCGAUCUUUACACGCUUUAUUGUAAUAUUAUAUGCUUAGACUCCAUGCAUUGGAAAGUACCAGAUUGGUCCAGAAGUGCCAUGCCCGUUCUCGAAGAUUCAACAUUAGAAAGUUUUAAAAUCAUGAAUUACAAUGAGGUCCUCAGAAGACAAAACGGAGGAGCACUCGUACGUAAGAUUUCUGAAGAAAUGUCAGCUGUUAGAAAUGUCACUGUUGAAAAAAAGCGUAAAAUAUUUUUGUAUAGUAGUCAUGAUAUUAAUGUCUAUGCAGUUCUUGCUGCUCUUAAAGUAGUAAAGCCCCAUUUGCCAGAGUUUACAAGUGCUGCCAUAUUAGAACUUCUUUCCAUUAAUGGAAAUUAUUACGUGAAGGUUUUGCACUACUUAGGUAUUCCGGCUGUGAUGGAGGAAUUGCAGAUUCCAAAUUGUUCUUCGCCAUGUCCAUUAGACACUUUCUUUGAGUUGAUAAAGAACGUAAUUCCAUCUGAUGAAGAACUGAAAUGUAGCUGAAAGAAACCAUUAUAAUUUUUUAGCUGAAUUCACAAG